AUGUCUACACAACCACAGAAACGCGGUACGUUUAUCGUCCUCGAAGGCCUCGACAGGUCCGGGAAGAGCACGCAGGCGGCGAUCCUGCUCGAGCGCAUACAGGCCGCAGGCAUCUCUGCAAAGUUCAUGAAGUUCCCUGACCGCACGACGCCUAUUGGGAAGAUGAUCGAUGCCUACCUGCGCUCCGAGACCGAGCUCGACGACCACGCCGUGCACCUGCUUUUCUCCGCAAACCGCUGGGAACUUGCAUCGACCAUUGAAUCCACCCUCCGUGCGGGCACGACCAUCAUCUGCGACCGCUACGCCUUCUCCGGCAUCGCCUUCUCCUACUCCAAACUCGCGCCUCCUCCCCCAUCUACCACUUCCUCUUCCACCACCGCACACGUCGGCUCUCUCCUCUCAUACGAAUGGUGUCGCGGGCCCGACAUCGGCCUCCCCGCGCCGGACCUCACGCUCUUCCUCGACGUGCCGCCCUCGGCUGUGCGAGCACGCGGUGGCUUCGGCGAGGAGCGCUACGAGCGGCCGGACGUCCAGCAGCGCGUGAAGGAAGCAUUUGAACGUAUCGGCGAGGAGAUGGGUGAGGGUAUCCUCCGCGAGGGCCGCUGGGUCGUCGUCGAGGCCGAGCGGCCAAAGGAGGACGUCGCGAAGACGGUGUGGGAGUGGGUCGGUCCGCUGGCGGCGGGCACGGACAGGCCACUGACGAGACUCUGGGAUGAGAAG
Molecule: messenger RNA, 720 nt
Organism: Laetiporus sulphureus 93-53
Lineage: Eukaryota; Fungi; Basidiomycota; Agaricomycetes; Polyporales; Laetiporaceae
Product: thymidylate kinase
Exons: 3
Biological process (GO): dTTP biosynthetic process; dTDP biosynthetic process; dUDP biosynthetic process
Cellular component (GO): cytoplasm; nucleus; cytosol
Molecular function (GO): ATP binding; dTMP kinase activity
Source: RefSeq, a predicted model, not a curated record